Molecule: messenger RNA, 1011 nt
Organism: Heterostelium album PN500
Lineage: Eukaryota; Evosea; Eumycetozoa; Acytosteliales; Acytosteliaceae
Product: glycoside hydrolase family 18 protein
Exons: 2
Coding region: 1-1011 (336 amino acids)
Biological process (GO): carbohydrate metabolic process
Cellular component (GO): extracellular region
Molecular function (GO): chitinase activity
Source: RefSeq, a predicted model, not a curated record
AUGAAAUCAAUUAUAUUAUUACUAUCUGUUUUAAUAACAGUAUCUUAUAGCUUCAAUUUGAAUGCUCAUUCAAAUUUAGUUGCAUACUUUGGUCAAGAUAGUGCCAAUGACGGUUCACAACAAAUGUUGAGUUACUAUUGUAAUGAUACAACUUAUGAUGUUUUCAUUCUAUCGUUUGUAGAUAUUUUCUUUAGUGGUGAAACUUUCAAUGGUGCUCAGUUGCCAGAGGUCAAUCUUGCCAAUCUUUGUCAGAAUACAUUCCCACAAUACCCAUUGUUGAUGGAUUGUCCAGAGAUGGGUGAUGCCAUCAAGUAUUGCCAGAGCAAGGGUAAGAUUGUUACUAUUUCGUUGGGUGGUGCUGUCGGUGCCUACGGUCUUUCUUCGCCCUCGGAAGCACAAGAGUUUGCCUCUACCGUUUGGAACUUGUUCCUCGGUGGAAACAACUCAUAUCCACGUCCAUUCGGUGAUGCCAUUCUCGAUGGUAUCGAUCUAGAUAUCGAGGGUGGCGGUGGACAAAACUAUAAUGUCUUCCUCACCACUUUGAAAUCCAAGUAUUUCGCCGGUGCUUCAAAGAAAUACUAUGUCUCGGGUGCUCCACAAUGCCCGUUCCCCGACGCCUAUUUGGGUCCAGGACCAAACACCGCUCUCCAAACUGGAUUGUUUGAUUUCGUCAACGUUCAAUUCUACAAUAACUACUGUGAUUUGUCCGGUGGACAAUCUAAUUAUCCUACUUGGUCCGAGUGGGCAGGCAAUUCAUCGUCGACCACCAAAAUCAUGAUUGGUUUGCCAGCCGGUGCACAAGCUGCCGGUAGCGGAUACAUCCCAGCUGGUCAAGUCACCAACGCACUACACCCAUAUCUCAACAGUCCAAAUUUUGGUGGUGUCAUGAUCUGGGACGUCUCUGUCGCCGAGAAAAACAAAAACGGUGCACUCAACUACGCUCAACUCCUCUCGCAAUACCUCAAGAAAAACGCACCAGCUCCAUCCUCAGAAGAUGACUACGAAUUUUAA